UAGAGCUGUUGUGUGAACAGGGUUUUAAGUUGGAAUAGUUAUGUUACUUUAAUAGAUGUCUUCUGCAUUAUUCUUGAUCAUCCUCUCUUCUCUGUUAGUCAUCAAAAUUCCAUCCUUUCUUCCAUCACCUUCUUUACAUUCUUUUCAGCAUACCAGAUUCACUCUUCCAUCCAUUUCUUUUGUUCAUGCUCAUGUUCACUCAUACUUCACUCUUGCUAUUAGUUCUUAUUCUCUGAUUGGUUCUCUCCCUCUGACUUAAGUUCAUUAAUAUUCAUUAGCAGCUAUUCAUUUGCCAUGUAUAUUCAUGUAUUUCUUUUAUUUGCAAUCUUUGAUAUUUGAAUAUUCAUUAUUUUCCUUUGUUAUAUAUAUAUCAUGCAUGUUAAUAUUUUAUGCCUAAUAAACCCCUGAGGUUUAAAGUAACUCAGCCCAGGGCAGUUCAUCACAGGCAAUCACUGAGUGAGGUUGUCUCUGUAAGUUCUUAGAACCACGCCCUUUACCGCUCUGGCCACACUACAAAUUGGUAGCAGCGUUGGUCCCCACAACUUCAGGCAGAGACUCAAGCAAGUGAUAGCCUCAAGCUAUAUUCACCCUACUUCGAGUUGAGUUUAGCUUGCAUGAUAUUUCAUCCUACUUCAGAAAAUUAAUUCACCCUACUUCAUGGUUGGCAAUUUUCAUCCUACUUCAGAGAUUUUGAUAUUCACCCUGCUUCAAGAUAGACAUCUUUGCUCUUCUCAGCGUGAAUUUACUUGGAUGUGGAGUCCCUGUUCUUCAAUUUAGACAGAUUUCUUCCUCCAUCUUGAAUUUUGACAAAUACAGAAAGUCAAGUCUCCAUUGAUUGAAAUUACCAGAAAUUUUCUCAGGUGAAGAUGGAAAAGAUUUCCACCAAUGGAUCCGCCGCUUUGAGUUAGCAAUCCAAGUUAUUCCUGAUGGUCCUAGCAAGGCCCAUAUUCUUCUGCCAGCUAGACUGACUGGUUCGGCAUUCACAGUAUACGAAGGAUUGCCGGAAUCUCAAAAAAAGAACUUUAACUUAAUCAAGGCCAAGUUAUCACAAGUUUUUGGAAGAUCCCAGUACAUAGAAACUUUCAAAUCAUGUAUUACAGCCAGGGUUAGGCAGUACAACGAGCCCUUGGAAGUCUUUGCUUCUGCCGUUAUCACUAUGGUUGAGGAGGCUUUUCCUAGCUACGAUCAGGAGGCAAAAGAGGGGGAAUGUUUUCGCCGGUUCAUCGCUGGUCUCAACACUCAAUUGCAAGUGAAGAUACAUGAACUUGGUGGUAUGACUCUCAACGACGCACUUCAAAUCGCAUUAAGAGUCGAAAGAGCGCAGCAAACAGAGAAGACGCAACAAGUCUCCCUUAAUCCAACUCCAAGUCCUGUUGCAGCAACAUCACUAGAUCCCCUGUACUUGAAGUUGAUACAACGACUGGACAAUAUAGAGAAGAAGAUGGAUGGUUUGUCGCUUUCUCCUUCUUUGCAUGACACCCACCAUCGUCAGGCUGACCGCCAUAGGUCUCCUAGUCCUCCACCCUAUCCUCACCAAUCUUCUCGUUAUCGAUCACCAAGUCCACGUCGCUAUGAUGAUCGUCGUAGGUCAACACACCCUGAACGUUAUCGAUCACCAAGUCCACGUCGCUAUGAUGAUCGUUGUAGGUCAACACACGAACGUUAUCGAUCACCAAGUCCACGUCGCUAUGAUGAUCAUGGUAGGUCAACACACCCUACACAACGACCUCGAUCUCCAUCCAUUACUAAAGAACCUAGACGCAGUUUUGAUCAACGAUUCCAACGAUCACCCUCUCGUCAUGUUCGUUUUGAAGAGGGAAACUACCAAUAGUUGGUGACGAGGGUCAGUCAUCAACAGUCACUACCCCGACCCAUGUUGACAUAGAAUAUGACUCCUCAAAGGAACAGCAACCACCCUACAUCCCUAUCACUUUUGAUAACAAGUAUGUUUUGGCAUACAUUGAUUCAGGCUCUUACAUCUCUGUCAUUAGCAGUGAGUUUUACGAGUCCAUACCCAAAUCUAAAAGGAGCCCCUUAAUGAAGUGUCAUUUAGCAGCUACUUCAAUCACUCGAGAAGUA
This is a messenger RNA of Lytechinus variegatus (green sea urchin), 2079 nucleotides long. Its product is annotated as pre-mRNA-splicing factor 38A-like. The coding region runs from base 1157 to 1831 and encodes 224 amino acids. The transcript has 2 exons. The record is from RefSeq and is a predicted model, not a curated record. NCBI's taxonomy places the organism in Eukaryota, Metazoa, Echinodermata, Echinoidea, Temnopleuroida, Toxopneustidae.